Perkinsus marinus ATCC 50983 is the source of this 2088-nucleotide messenger RNA. RefSeq lists its product as hypothetical. Bases 1 to 2088 code for a protein of 695 amino acids. The record is from RefSeq and is a predicted model, not a curated record. Lineage: Eukaryota; Perkinsozoa; Perkinsida; Perkinsidae. The transcript has a single exon.
AUGGAUCCUGCAGCUGUGGAGUUCGAUGCGAUGUGCCGGCAGACGAGCAUCAUACCUGCGUCGGUGCACCGAAGCAAUCCUGAAAUAGGUGCAAGGCGAAUUGUCAGUGGUUUUGGUACCGAUGCUACUACCCAUGAUCCGAACGUAACUGGGAGACCAAGUGGGGGCAGAGAGGUCGAGGAGCUCAGCAAGACUAUUGCCGACCUCAACAAGGAUAUCUGUGGUCGUAUGGAACAACUUAUCAUGUCUCAUCAAUACGCAUCCAAUCAAACCAGCGUUAACGGCCGUUACAUCAAUCCGGUGGUAUACUGCAUGGCAAAGCCGCUCCUUCAGGCUAGAUUAGCCAUGCUUGAGCCAUCAUUCAAGUUCGAGUUCUAUCGGAGGCUUGAUGAAAUGCUCAAUCUGACUGAAGAUAUCGUCGAGAACGAGGGCCAGGUUCUCACCAUGGUUGAGGAGAUGCUCCGAGAAGAGGCUCGCGAUAACUUCAAGAAGUUGAACGCCAGCGGCUCUGACACGCGAGUACCUGAAAUACAUUCCACAAGAACUAUCAUACCGCCGGCCAAGAACUUCACUACAACCGAUAGUGUGUCAUUCAACAAAUCGACAGAGGUACCCGACGACCAGAACGCGGAGUUGAGUGAGGCGCAUCUUACCUCUGAGACUUGCCCUGGUGCUUUCAUGGACUCGCGAGAAUAUGAAUCAGAUGACUUUCAACCUGAAGAGGAUGUUGCUGAUCUAAUGGAUAUAGAUGCUGUGGAGGAGGAUAUUACAGACGAUGACAGUGACGAUACCGAGCUACAUGAAGCAAGUACUGCCAGUGCCCAGGGUAAUCUGGGACAUAAGAACGAUAAAUUUGGUGGGGAGCCUUUCAUAAUCUACAAAGGGCAUAUCUAUACGGUGGUGAAGCGAUAUCUACUGGCCCAUCCCUACCUGCGGUUCAAAGAUGCAUCUCUCGAGAAGCUCAAAACAGGACAUAGGAGAUGUAUCCUCCAGUGCAAGCGUACUGUCAGCGAUGUGAUUGCAGACAAAGUACCUGCUAAAGGUUCUCGCCCUGACUGGCGACUAUGGCCUACUCACACUUGCCGGUUUGCCGAGAUUCUCGUCCGCAUGGAAUCUGGACGAUGCUUCUUCUACCCUCUGAAAUCCAUAGCGACUGAGCUAGAUCAGUGGCGGUCCCAUGGAGGAGGCCCUCUCCACGGCACAGAGAUCUGUAAGAGUUCUUACGUUCCUCCUGACAUAGUGGAUCAUUGGGCAGAGCUACUCCAUACUACUCCAACUCUGACAUUGGACAAGUUGAAGUUGAAGACAAAUGAGCGGUAUAUGGCAGGCGGGUACUGCAAUGAAAGCAUAGAGUUCUUAGCUAAUAAGGGCCUUACCGAUUACGCCAAGAUCCGAGGCGUUUAUCGCUCCCUGAAGGAAAACGGCAAGGGAGGCCUGAACCUCGACGAUUUCAUCGAGCAGCUCAAGUCCCUCCGUCUCAGCUCCGAGGAGAUACGGGAAGCGAUGACGCCUAUAUUGAGCAGCCUGAGAAAAGUGGAAAGUGGUGCUUCAACAGAGGCCGACUUACUUCGUGUUCGACAAGCUGAUCGAUGUAUAAUACUUGACAACAUCCUAUGCGAAAAAGGUUUGGAGCCAAGUGGGCGAUGUGAGGUGACGGAACUCUCCAUGGUCUUCACAAGCCUGAGGAUGCUGAGGAAUCUGGAACGGUGCAAAACCAUUGGCAUAGAUGCUACCUACAAUGUUAUCUUCGCUGACGUAGUGCUCACCGUGGUAUGUGCUCUCCCACGCGAUGCUGCUGCUCGGCCUGUUGCUCUCUGCUUAAUGAAGCGCGAAACUACCAAGUCCGUGGCCCAUAUGUUGAAGCAGGUGAUGGCGGCAGCGGCAGCUCUCGAACUCGUGGGUUCCAUUCCAUCUGAGGUCGUAAUGGACGGGUCGGCGAGCUUGCACAGCGGCGUAGAAGAAGUCCUUGGAAAUGAUGUAAUCAUCAUCUCCUGCUACUAUCAUAUGAAGCAACGUGCUCGGAAGGCCAAGGCGACCGCGAGACUCUCUCGCAAGCUCUGGUUUGCAAUCAGCAAGAUUUGGAUUUGA